Daucus carota subsp. sativus is the source of this 753-nucleotide messenger RNA. RefSeq lists its product as uncharacterized. The transcript has a single exon. The record is from RefSeq and is a predicted model, not a curated record. The coding region runs from base 1 to 753 and encodes 250 amino acids. Lineage: Eukaryota; Viridiplantae; Streptophyta; Magnoliopsida; Apiales; Apiaceae.
AUGACGACCUCGUAUUGGCUAUUCAAGAUAGCGUUUUCCAUUCUUUCGAUAUUACUUUCCCUCGUUUCGACAUCAGCCGUUGUAUUCACCAUUGCAUGCAUUUACAGUGCCAGAGAAACAACCUACAAGAAGGUCAUGAAAGUGGUUCCCAAGGUCUUGAAAGGACUUCUGAUCACUUUCUUUUGGAUUUUCAUCGUUUCUUUUGCAGUGAUCAUGGGUGUCUCACUUAUAAUAUUUAUAGUGGUAUUUGUGGUUGUAAUUACUUCUGGCACUGUACCAAGUACCCCUAGCAUUCCGGUUAUCAUCAUCCUCUUAAUUUUAGGAGGAAUUAUUUUGUUGGGGACUCUGUAUAUGGGCUUGGUGUGGCAGUUAGCGAACAUCGUAUCCGUUUUAGAGGACGUACAUGGAAUUCAAGCCAUGAAGAAGAGCAGAAAUUUGAUUAAGGGAAAGACUGGACUUAGUGCUGCGGUUUUGGUGGUACUAAGCCUAUGUUAUCUUGUAAUUGACCAAGGUUUUAAGGCCAGUGUGGUGCGUGGAGAAUCAGUGUGGGGAAAGAUAUUGCAUGCAUGUCUUUGGGCUAUGGUGGUGUCUAUGUUUAGUCUCUUCGGACUUGUAAUCCAGACGAUCAUCUACUUUGUCUGCAAAUCUUAUCACGGUGAAAAUACCCAUAAAUCAUCCCUUGCUCUUCAUCUUGAGGUGUUCCUCAAAGAUUAUGAUCAGCUGGAUUCCCAGGAGGAAGUUUUCAUGGUUUAA